GGCGCCAGCCCGGAAGGGCCACGCGGAGAAGCACGUCCGGGUGGCGGCGGCCGGUGGCGGCGCUGGAUUUCCAGUUUCCAUGCUUAAUAUUGAUGAUCUUGAAAGUUCAUUUGGAUACAAGACGUUUUCUAUCACUGAACAUAUCAAGAGUCCCCUCUCCUGUCCCAGAGUAAUACAGACAGCUUAAUAUCAUAUGACCUCGUUUCUUCAAAUUAAAUGAAAAAAGAAUUUUCUCUAACCUUCCAUGAAGCUCAGCUACUGUCUGUUAAUUUUGACCAUUAGUGUUGGUCUUGCGAUUGGAUUUACCGUGGAAAAUGUAGUUUCUAACAGGACAGUUGUUUUGGGGUCCUUCAAUACAUCACUUCAUCCGGUAUUUCAAGCUUUAAUAAACUCUCCAGCGCACCGUGAUAUCAUAGCCAAGGAGGGGACCAGUGUUUUAAUCGAAUGUAAAGUGAACGUCAGUCAAUAUGAAUAUAUUCUUUGGUAUAACUCCAGAGGACACCUGCUUGAACAAAAAGAUGAAGGUGGACGGUGGUGGAUUGCUGAUUAUUCCCUCAAUAUCACAAAGGUCAAAUUUGCUGACCGGGGGCGAUACACAUGUGCAGCUGUUAAUCGUAAUGACACCUUGUUUUACACGGUCACCCUGAGGGUUAUCUUCACCUCAGGAGACAUGAGCAUCUACUACAUGAUUGUAUGCCUAGUUGCCUUUGCCAUCACCCUCAUUUUAAACAUCACGCGUCUGUGCAUGAUGAGCAGUCACCUCCGCAAAACAGAGAAGGCUAUUAAUGAGUUCUUCAGGACGGAAGGGGCUGAGAAGCUUCAGAAGGCUUUCGAGAUAGCCAAGCGUAUUCCUAUCAUUACAUCUGCCAAAACGCUAGAGUUGGCCAAAGUCACUCAGUUUAAGACCAUGGAGUUUGCUCGAUACAUUGAAGAGCUUGCCAGAAGUAUUCCCCUUCCACCACUGAUCCUUAACUGCAGGGCGUUCAUGGAAGAGAUCUUUGAGGCGGUGCGAGUUGAUGAUCCCGAUGAAGUUGGUGAGGAGGUGAAACAAACCCAAGCCUGUGGUACCCAAGCUGCGAUAUAUCCCAUCAACCCGGAGAUCAAGCGCAGUGAUUCACCAGCCGGGGAUUCAGAUGAUGGGUCCAUGAAUGAACAAGGCCAAGAGAUAGCUGUUCAGGUGUCCAUUCACCCGCAGUCAGAAGUACAGAGCAUUGACACAGUCUCUCAUGACAGUUGCCAGUUUGCUCCUUCUGAGGAGGGCAGCUGCUGAGUCCAGUGAUACACUGUGGUGAAAGAAGUGCAGGUGACUCUAGGAUACUGCAAGAAAGAGAUCUGCAAAAAAGCUGCCUCAGUCCCAUAUGCACAAGAAUUUUCUUCUCCAAAAUACAAGGUGCCAGAACUACUACUGAAAUCUGUAUUUUCCAUCGGUUUUUCUCAGUGUUGAUGUGAUGAUUUCAAGUCUGUAAGGAAAGGCCAUUUGGAAUAUUGUGCAGUGGCUUUUUUUAAAGUAAGCAUAGUAUACUAAAAAUAUUUAUAAAACAGGAAUUCUUUGUCCUCAACUCCUUGGUAGCUUCUCAUACUAUAUUAGAAGUGGCCAAGCUGAGCAAAACAGCUUGCAAUAAGCUUUUCCUUUGUGAACUCUUUCUUCCUUCACAAAGUGAAACCUGAAUUCCUUUUAGUUAAUGUUGUCCUGAUGAAUUGUGUGCUGUUUCUGAAUCGCCUGUUGAUGUGUGUAGCCCAUCAGAACCAUGGUGAGCUCGAACAAAUCUGUUUUGUGUCGUGUGCUUCUGUGUUGCUAUCAAAAUAUACUUUGCUUAGAAAAAGAAUAGUACCAGGAUCUGCUGCUGAAUUAAAUGAAUUGUAGUUUCAAAGCAGCUCAGAGAUCAACCAGGGGGUCUCAGUUUUCCACACACCUGCAGAAAACUUUUGUAUGCUCUAGUGUGUGGAAAGCAAAUUGUUGUUGCAAAGUUUGUCAUUUAAACUCGGUGCUGAUUGCCAAAGCGCCUUACCCUGAUUCUGUCUUACAGAAUGGAACAGUUAGUCAGUAUUGCUGAUACUGUCUUUCUUUUGACUGCUGAUUUCACGCACUAUUGAAAAUCCAAAGUAUUGUGUCGUAUUUUACAUUGUUGUGAGAAAGGAAUGACACAGUGGUCAUGUAGUGGCAAGGUUUAAAAAUGAACUAAUUAAUCUACAGAUUAGAAAUCUCAGGCAGUUCUUUCUGAAAAAAAUAAUAAAAGAGAGGAAAAGUAAUGACACUUAUUCACUUAGCUCUGGCUAGUACUUUCAGAAAGCAGUGGAAGAGAGAGUGCUUAGCGGAGGGGCUGGCUGAGCCCUCAGUUCUGCUGUUUGCCAGCCCUUGUUUACAGGAGCGGAGUAGCUCUCCGAACAUACCCUCUCCCAUCCGCUGAAGAGGAGCAGCAGAAGGGAGAGGCGCGGGUGCUGACACACAUCCAUACGUUCUUAACCAAGGAUUCUCCCACGCGCGUUCCUCAGCUGCAGAGAUCCAGCCUCGAGGAAUCAGAGUGCAGGAAAGAAUCUAGUCUCCUCGUUCACUCUUUGGUGCUGAUUUUUUUUCUCCUUGACAUUUAUAAGUUGCAUCACUUAAAUAGCAUUUUAUAUCCUGUUGAGAUUUAGUAGACGUAAGGCUUGUAAGCACUCCACAAAUUAAUUUUGUACAACUACUGGAAGCAUAUUGCCAUAUAAUUUUAACAACUUGGCAACAGGAGCACCAUUUAAUUUCCCACAACUCUUUUUUCUUUUCCUUAUUAUUACAAAAAUGUCAAUUGAACAAGUGAUUCUGGAAGGCUGCUCAAGUUUCUUAAGAGGAUUUGACAUUACAUUUACAUGAGUGGAGAUGGAAAACGAGGCAUAGUGGUAAUAACAGGGUGGGGCCUUCUGUGGUAGUGCAUCCUUGUAAUGAAGGGUCUGAAAAAAUUAUAUUUAUCAUAUCAUAUAUCAGAGAACAGGAAGCUGAAGCAUCCAUUACCAUUUUAAAAUACCUUCUGGGGAAGGUUCUGUAGUCAGCCACCAGUAAAUGCAGUCUACUAGACUUUGGCAUGUCUGGUAAGAGCCAUGUUUGUCAAGAAGAGAAAAAAAAUGCUAGCCUUGGUCAUAGUAAUGCUCUGACCAGCUUGGUACCAUUUCCAAGACGUAGCCAGCAUUAUCUGCUUCCUGGGAAUAAAGCCUGCUGUAGACACUUACACUAGUUAUCGCCCUCGACCGUAACUUCCCUUUAGGCUCCACAGUUAGAUGGCACUUUAUGUCCAGGUGAAAAGUUUGUGUAAUUCUGUGUUACCCCUCGGGGUUCUUUUAAUUUUUUUUGAUGUUCAGUGUUAAAAGAUACUCUUGUGGAUAAAUGCCUAGUUCUCCUAGAAGCUCUGCUGAGAUGCUCUGGCCUCACUCGUGUGCUGCAGUGAGCUCUACAGGUUUGUUGCACAUGGAGGAGUGGAGAUUUGGGGGUUUAUACCGUUUUGAAUGUCCUAGUUCAAAGAGAUAAAGGCUGCAAGGGAUUAUGGUCUGUUGUGAUCUCUUUGCACUCCGGCCGUCGGGAUUGUACCUGCGUAUGCCUUUUUCCCCUCUAAACAGCUGUCUUGGCUUCUGGGAAGCUGUCGCAUUACAUGCGGCGAUAGCAUCUUUGACAUUUUGCCCCCAUAUGACAGAUGCAAUUUAGAGAUGCAGCAACAAAAUCAAAGCUCCUUUUAAAUGCUUCCUGAGAAGCAGUUAUGCAAUAGAGAAUGACAGAUGUCUCAUCAGAAAUGGCAGCUUACAUGCAGCAAAAUGACACUAGAGGUGUGUCAGAUGGGUGUCAGGAGAACAGUUUCUGGAGUAAAUCAAACUCUUCUUUGACUUUUACACUUUAUUUACACAGCUCUGAGUUCUAACUGAGCACAGUUACACUGUGUCUUCAUGUGUCCGGUUUUCUUCUGUUGGAGAGGAAAGAAUGGUCAUGCAUAAAGAUCCUCAAAAAUGCAGUUGCUGUGUCAACUGCUGUACAGUAAAACUACAAAUUUUACUGAAUUAAUAUACUAUUUUGUUUGCUAAAUUAAUUUCAUUCGUGAGAAGGAGGCUGUUUUGUAAGGAUUUCAGUAAAUCAGUAGUACUUAUUAAAUGUAGGAACUGAUCCUACUCCCACUGAAUUCAAUUAGAGCAGAUUUGAAGCUCUGGUGUAUUUUACAAACUAUAUUACAGAAUUUUUAUGCAUCUGAAAGCAAGGAUGAUGGUGAUGUUAUGUGGUAAAUGUAAUUUCCAGAGAGUGAAACCUGACACUGAUUUCUGAACAAUUUGUGAACUGUUCUUGAUGUAUUGAAUAGACGUGUGCACUUAAAUUUGUUUAAUGCAACUAAUUGAAAAUUAACAUGGAACAAUUAUGCAAAUGUCAUUGUUUCUCUCUAACUUUUUGUAGGACAAGAAGGUCAUUCAGAGGUUUUCUUGGUUUAAACUAGAGUCUGACAAUCACAAGGCUAUUUUAUCUCUUCUUUAUAACAUUUUUUUUAAAUAAUGCAGAGUCUACUCGUUAUUCAAGAGAGUAUCUAAAAAUAACUUUGUAGUGGUUGUUUGUAUUGUAUAGAUUGUAUUGUAACUGUUUAAUGUAACCACAUAGGAUUUCAUACUUUCAUAAAAUGAGUUGGUAGAUUUGCAGAAUAAAUUAAAAACAAAA
This is a messenger RNA of Dromaius novaehollandiae (emu), 4657 nucleotides long. It is a transcript of the gene MFAP3, whose product is annotated as microfibril associated protein 3. The record is from RefSeq and is a predicted model, not a curated record. The transcript has 3 exons. Bases 245 to 1270 code for a protein of 341 amino acids. NCBI's taxonomy places the organism in Eukaryota, Metazoa, Chordata, Aves, Casuariiformes, Dromaiidae.